This is a messenger RNA of Macaca mulatta (Rhesus monkey), 7837 nucleotides long. It is a transcript of the gene CHEK1, whose product is annotated as checkpoint kinase 1. Gene Ontology annotation, cellular component: nucleus; cytoplasm; site of double-strand break. Gene Ontology annotation, biological process: mitotic G2 DNA damage checkpoint signaling; protein phosphorylation. Lineage: Eukaryota; Metazoa; Chordata; Mammalia; Primates; Cercopithecidae. The record is from RefSeq and is a predicted model, not a curated record. Gene Ontology annotation, molecular function: protein serine/threonine kinase activity; ATP binding.
AGACAUCAUGCCACUGCACUCUAACCUGGGAGAUAGCAAGACUCUGUCUCAAAAAAAAAAAAAAAAAAAUUGGGACCCAAAAAAGCUGAUUGAAAAGUCUGUUUGUAGGGGUUGAUGGGGAUUAAUAAUGUGGGUUUCAGUCUACUGUGAUCUGGCUGGGCUGUUACACUGGGAAAUCCAUGAUACUGAUAUUUUAUAUGUUUAUCUUUUACAUAGGUAAGAUUCCCUUGAGAAGGCUUGCACAUUCUCUUACUCAAGGAUGUAAGCCAGGCAGUCAGCUUUCUGGGAGUAGAGUAGGGAAAGAAGUUUUAACAGGCUCAACCUUCAGUGGAUAAAACUGAAACCCUCCGUUUUCAGUAAGGUGCCCAAGCUUUUAACUGUGCCUGAUGGUCUUCAGUUCACAUACUACGCAUUUACCCACUUAAAUCUUAUACGAGCUUUGGGGAGGGACAGUUCCUUGGUUACACAGAAAGGGAAGGGAUACAGGGAUCUAUUUGCUUUUUAUGUAGCCUUUAAACCUACCCCUUUUAGCCGCAUUUUUACCUCCAUCUUCAGUUACCUGGUGUCACCAGUUCAACUUGAGCUUUUUGAGAGAUCUGUGAUGUUAAUUCUGCUUUCCAUUGCUAGCUUUGGGAUUGAUCUUCAUUACCUUUCAUCUAAAGGCUUUCUACUUUCCAAAAUGUGACUCAUACUCUGUUCUUAUGGGUUCUUUUAAAUAUUGGUAUCCUUUACUAUUAAAAUAUUUUAGUAAGCUUUCAGAAGAGAAUAGAGGCUAUUUCCAUGUAUUCUGUCUUUCACUGGUAUUCUGCCGGAGUCUGUAUAUCUUAUUUUUUUCAGGCUAAAAAGACUCCCAUCAGACACACAGGAAAUCUGCAGGUCUUCCUUUUCUUCAUACUCUUUGUUUUCAGCACACAGUGAGGAAACAAGAGAAAAUGGGAUAAAUGAUCUAAAAACUUGCUUUUAUUUUUAUACCAGGCCCUGUGGCUCACUUUUGUAAUCCCAGCGACUUGGGAUGCUGAGGUAGGAGGAUCACUUGAGCCCAGGAGUUCCAGGCUGCAGUGAGCUAAGACUGCCCAGUUGCACUCCAGACUGGGUGACAGAGCAACACACCCUGUCUCCAAAAACAACAAACUGUAAAAAGAUUACAUAAAGCCUAAUCUGUGAUGUCAUGAUUCAAAACUAUACACAUAAGCAUUUUGAGAGCUUUUUCCUUGAUUUUUUUCCUGAUUUUGCUUCUUUAAAAGAAAUGUGUGUUUUUGUUGUUGGUUGUUUGUUUAGAGGGAGUCUUGCUCUGUCGCCCAGGCUGGGGUGCAGUGGCGCAGUCUCGGCUCACUGCAGCCUCAGCCUCCUGGGUAGCUGGGAUUAUAGGCAUUCGCCAUCACGCCCGGCUAAUUUUUGUAUUUUUAGUAGAGAUGGGGGUUUCAUCAUGUUGGUCAGACUGGUUUUGAACUGCUGACCUCAGGUGAUCCACCCGCCUCAGCUUCCCAAAGUGUUGGGAUUAUAGGCAUGAGCCACGGGGCCCAGCCUUGAGUAACAUUUUAUACUUGUUUUACUUUGUUACUAUUAUCAUAAUAGCUAGUUAUGCUUAGUGUUUAUAUGCGGCCCAGUCUUAAGGACUAAGAAAAAAAAUAUAUAUAAAAUAAACAUAAAAAUAUAUAUAUAUACGGAAUUAUGCUGUUGCCCAGGUUGGAGUGCAGUAGUGCUAUCAUAGCUCACUAACCUCUAACUCCUGGACUCAAACGAUUGCUCUGCCUAGGCCUCCCAAGUAGCUAGGGCUACAGGGACACACCACCAAGCCCAACUAAUUCCUAAAAUUUAUUUGUAGAGAUGGGGUCUCCCUAUGUUCCCCAGGCUGGUCCUGAACUCCUGGCCUCAAGCCAUUCUCCUGCCUCGCCUUCCCAAAGUGCUGGAAUUAUAGGCAGGAGCCACUGCGCCCGGCCAGUGCUGGAGAAUGUAAUGGAGAUGAUCCUGCCUAUCCUUGAGUUCCAGUCUAGUUUACUGUCAGAGAAUACUUAUUUCAAUUUUUCCUAUUUUGUUCUCGAGUCUCUUUCCUCAGAUUUACUUUUCUAUUUAAAUGACGUUCGCGGCUUUUAAAUUUGCAUUGUAAAAUUUAUUUUGGCUCUCCCCGCCUGUUUUUUGCACAUUAAAAAUGAAAACUUUUGUAGAACUAAGGUAAGCAGAUGGUCUUCCUGCAAAAAGAUUGGGCUGAACUAAAGCAUUGCUUUGGAGCUGGUUCACAGAAAAAAGGCAAAACUGGUUAUCCCGACUUCAAGCUCCAAAAUAAACUGCUUUCUUUCUCCGGGAAGUUUCCCCCGCCACACACACUUGACUGCGUGGCCAGUCCUUUCGAUGCCUCUCGCUCCCAACACCGAGUUCCUCUCAUUUCUUCACAGUCAGCUCUCAGCUGCUGCUGCUAGUUUCUCGGCUCCAGCACCACGGGUACAGCACUCUGAAGUUCACAAAGCACUCUGCAGCACUGACUGUGAUCCUCACAGUCCUGUCCGGUGGCCUCCCGCAGGUGGUACUGCAGCUUUUCAGGCCCAGAGUGGCCAGGAGCUAAGCCCGCAGACCGGCCUGGAAGCGCAGCGCGGACAGUCGCGCGACCCCGCGGCAUGGAGGCCUGGGCUUCACCCAGAGGCGCUCGAGCACCGCCCAGCCGAGCCUCACGCCGGAUGCCACUUCAUAUUUGGGCCCAGAGCUCAAUUCGCACCGAUGCGGUCCGCCGUCCUUAAACCUAUUCAGCCAGAAUCUCUCCCCGACUGUAAGGCAACUCUGGGCGGGAGCGGCAACCUCUCGGCGUCAGUCUUUUGGAGCCGCCGACAUUCAGAGAGGCAACACCCGGGAACGCGCGCUGUCUUGCUUUACGGCACGGGUGCGCGAGUUUGCGGCAGCGUGACGCCAGCAAGUUUUGGCGGGAAAAGCGCUGCAUUUGGAUUCCUGCAGUGGUGGGCAAAGGACAGUCCGCCGAGCUCCGGUGGAGUCAUGGCAGUGCCCUUUGUGGAAGACUGGGACUUGGUGCAAACCCUGGGAGAAGGUGCCUAUGGAGAAGUUCAACUUGCUGUGAAUAGAGUAACUGAAGAAGCAGUCGCAGUGAAGAUUGUAGAUAUGAAGCGUGCCGUAGACUGUCCAGAAAAUAUUAAGAAAGAGAUCUGUAUCAAUAAAAUGCUAAAUCAUGAAAAUGUAGUAAAAUUCUAUGGUCACAGGAGAGAAGGCAAUAUCCAAUAUUUAUUUCUGGAGUACUGUAGUGGAGGAGAGCUUUUUGACAGAAUAGAGCCAGACAUAGGCAUGCCUGAACAAGAUGCUCAGAGGUUCUUCCAUCAACUCAUGGCAGGAGUGGUUUAUCUGCAUGGUAUUGGAAUAACUCACAGGGAUAUUAAACCAGAAAAUCUUCUGUUGGAUGAAAGGGAUAACCUCAAAAUCUCAGACUUUGGCUUGGCAACAGUAUUUCGGUAUAAUAAUCGUGAGCGUUUGUUGAACAAGAUGUGUGGUACUUUACCAUAUGUUGCUCCAGAACUUCUGAAGAGAAGAGAAUUUCAUGCAGAACCGGUUGAUGUUUGGUCUUGUGGAAUAGUACUUACUGCAAUGCUCGCUGGAGAAUUGCCAUGGGACCAACCCAGUGACAGCUGUCAGGAAUAUUCUGACUGGAAAGAAAAAAAAACAUACCUCAACCCUUGGAAAAAAAUCGAUUCUGCUCCUCUAGCUCUGCUGCAUAAAAUCCUAGUUGAGAAUCCAUCAGCAAGAAUUACCAUUCCAGACAUCAAAAAAGAUAGAUGGUACAACAAACCCCUCAAGAAAGGGGCAAAAAGGCCCCGAGUCACUUCAGGUGGUGUGUCAGAGUCUCCCAGUGGAUUCUCUAAGCACAUUCAAUCCAAUUUGGACUUCUCUCCAGUAAACAGUGCUUCUAGUGAAGAAAAUGUGAAGUACUCCAGUUCUCAGCCAGAACCACGCACAGGUCUUUCCUUAUGGGAUACCAGUCCCUCAUACAUUGAUAAAUUGGUACAAGGGAUCAGCUUUUCCCAGCCCACAUGUCCUGAUCAUAUGCUUCUGAAUAGUCAGUUACUUGGAACCCCAGGAUCCUCACAGAACCCCUGGCAGCGGUUGGUCAAAAGAAUGACACGAUUCUUUACCAAAUUGGAUGCAGACAAAUCUUAUCAAUGCCUGAAAGAGACUUGUGAGAAGUUGGGCUAUCAAUGGAAGAAGAGUUGUAUGAAUCAGGUUACUGUAUCAACAACUGAUAGGAGAAAUAAUAAACUCAUUUUCAAAGUGAAUUUGUUAGAAAUGGAUGAGAAAAUAUUGGUUGACUUCCGGCUUUCUAAGGGUGAUGGAUUGGAGUUCAAGAGACACUUCCUGAAGAUUAAAGGGAAGCUGAUUGAUAUUGUGAGCAGCCAGAAGGUUUGGCUUCCUGCCACAUGAUGGGACCAUUGGCUCUGGGGAAUCCUGGUGAAUAUAGUGCUGCUAUGUUGACAUUAUUCUUCCUAGAGAAGAUUAUCCUAUUCUGCAAACUGCAAACAGUAGUUCCUGAGUGUUCACUUCCCUCUUUAGCCAAACAUCUUCCAAUUUAUUUUGUUUGUUCUGCAUACAAAUAAUACCUAUAUCUUAAUUGUAAGCGCAACUUUGGGGAAAGGAUGAAUAGAAUUCAUUUGAUUAUUCAUGUGUGUUUAGUAUCUGAAUUUGAAACUCAUCUUGUGGAAACCAAGUUUCAGGGGACAUGAGUUUUCCAGCUUUUGUACACACAUAUCCCAUUUUUAUCAAAACAUUUUGUUUAAUCCAAAAAGUACAUAUUUCUUCCAUGUUGAUUUAAUUAUAAGAUGAACCAAUAAAGACAUAAUUCUUGUGACUUUUGGACAGAUUUAUCAGUCUGUGAAGCGAAGCCAGCUUCAAAACAUAUCCCCAAGAUUUGUACUUAUAUUUUCAAAAGGGCCUGGCCAGUUAUAUAAACCUGUUUUUGAAUUAUAAUGAUUAAUUAAAAUUGCAAGUAGGCAUUAUUUCCAGUGUAGUUAGUAAAAUAAAUAUUCGGCCUUUCAAGGAGAAGUUGAGCAUAAACUCUAGUGUUUAACCUUACUCUAAAAAUUAUUGUUGAACAUCUUAAAUAUUUUUCUAUAUUUUCUACUUUCAUAGCCAUAUUUUAGCUAACCUUCUGAACUUACUAGUGACCAAGCUUUUAGGUGAUAAAGAAUAAAAGAGGGAAGGGAAGAGUAAGGAAGCUGUAAGAAAAAUAGUUCUGAUUCUUUGUUCCUUUACCUAUUAGACUUACAAAAACUUUGUUUUUCUAAUAAAAUCUGUAUUAACUUUGGAGUAUAUUAGGUUGAAGCCUUGGCCCGUGCCUGUAGUCCCAGCUACUUAGGAGGUUGAGAGAGGAGGAUCACAUGAGCCUAGAAAUUUGAGGCUGUAGUGAGCUAUGAUUGCACCACUGCACUCCAGCUUGGAUGAAUAAACAUUUUUAAAAUUAUAAAACAUUAUAAACUUAAUCAGUUAUUUUAAUCUGAAGCCAAGAACAUGUAGAAUGUUAUGAUUAGAGUUUAUCACAUAUUAAUCUAUACUGGCAAAUUGUGUUACUGGAGUAUACCCAUAGGAGGAAUAAAUUUGAACCUGUUUUAUUUAUUUGAACUAUUUAGGGUAUGCCUAAGAACUGAGUCAGUAUAAAUUCUCAAAUAUGGGAGAAGUUUUGUUCUUGAGAAUUAUCUGAGUCAGUAUCUUUCAAAAACAGUUCAAGUCACUGACUUGAACCUCUUCUGUGAACUCUAGCCUUUUACUUACUUUACAUUUCCACUUGAAUGUCUAGUAGGCAUCUCAUGACCAAAAACAGUUUUUGAUUCCUGUUCUCCAACCUGUUCCUCUCGUAGUUUUCUCCUUCUCAGAAAUGUUACUUCAGUUCCUCAGUUCCUUAAACCAAAACCCUAGGUCAUCCUUCAUUUUUUCCCCCCAUUUUCUACAUUCAAUCCAGCAGAAUCUAUUCAAUUUAACAAAUACAUUCAAAAUAUGUCCCACUUCACACCUCUGCUAGUACCACUCCAGUUGAAGGCACUGUCAUCGCUCUGUUUAUAUUACUUAUCCCUCAGCAGUUUAUAUUCCAGAAAAGCAGAAUGGUCCUUUUAAAAUGUCAAUCAGAUAUCCCUUGUCCUGUUCUCAAUUCACAUGGCUUUUUAUCACACUUAAAAUAAAAUUCAAAACUCGGUGUAUAAGCUAUACGGCUUUGUGUGAUCUGUCUCAGUGUAUAAGCUAUAUGGCUUUAUGUGAUCUGUUGCGGUGUAUAAGCUAUACAGCUUUAUGUGAUCUGUCUCCUGGCCACUAUUUUGGCUUCAUGUGCCACUCCACUCCUUGUUCAUUCUGCUCUAGCCACAUUGGCUUUGCUCUUCUCACAAGAAAAUAAGCACAUUCCUUCCUUAGGGUCUUUUCACUUGCAGUUCCCUGUACCUAUAGUACUUUACUUCCAAAUAUUUGUGUGGCUUGUGCUUCACUUUAGGUAUCUGCUUAAAUGUCACUUCCUCUGCAAAGUCUUUCCCUGACUUAUCUAAAAUAACAACCUCCUCUGUCUCUCCUUUUCCUUUAGUUUUUCAUCAUAAUACUUCUUACCUGACAUAGGAUAUUUUUGUUUAUUAAAUUUCUGCUUCUCCCAUUGGAAUAUGUAAUAUAUAAGCUCCUAAUAUAUAAACUCCUUGAGAUCAGGGACCCUUCCCUUCCUAUUCAGUUCCGUAUACCCAGCACCUAGAAAUGUGCCUGAUAAUAUUACAGUAUAGAUUAAAUAGCUGUUCAACAAAGAAAUCAGCACUCAGUUGAUCUGAUCUAUCCUCAGCAUAUAUCUGGAAGCUGUCUAUGUCUGUUUUCAUUGUUGGCCACUCCUGUUUAAUCUCCUUAAUCGCCUCCCUGGAUUUCUGUGAUAAAAACUAGUCUUUACCCUUUCACUUUUGCCAUUGCCAACUCCCUUCUUCUGAAGGAAUCUUUUCUUUAUAUAACCCCUAAAAUUUUUUUUUAAUAUAAAUUUUCCUGUGGCCCUCUUUUUCUUAAAAACUUAAAAUAGCUUCUUAUUGCAUCUAGGCUAGAAUCUAAACUUUCUGCUAUGACUUAACCUGGCCCUCCAUAAUUCACCCUCUGUCCUUUUUGCACAUAGGAUUCGAGGUAGAGUUGCCUGCCUUCUGUCUGCUAAGGCACAUUUCCCUCCAGGGCCUUGAUGCUUAGUGGUCCCUGUGCAUGGAACCCAUUUCAGUAGUUUGCACGGCUGACUGAGCAUUCACAUCUCAGCCCCAGUGUUUCUACAACUGAGUCAUUGUCACUUUAUUCUAUUUUCUUCAUAGAAUUGAUCACUGUCUGAAAUUAUUAAUUGCCUGCCUCCCCAACCAAAAUGUAAGCUUAGAUUUUGCUAUUCCUUUUCAUCCUUGUAUAACUUAUAUAAAAACAGAACCUGGAAUAUAAUAGGUACUAGAGAAAUAUUUGUUGACUGAAUGAUUGAAUGUUGAAUAAAUGAAUAAAUUAAUUGACCAUCCCAUGAGGAAGAUGCCACAGAAUAUUGUAAGGGGAAGAUGAAUAGAUGGAUAGUAAACUGUUUGCAUGGGGAAUUUGUAUAGAAUGGUGGGAAAAUUUCAAGUUUCAGAUUUGGAUUAGCUCUGACAUUUAUCUGAACACUGGCAAUUGCCUCAGUAAAGAGACUGAUAACAAGUACCUUUUAGAGUUAAUCUUUAAUGCUUUAAUGUGUACGAAGAGUAUAGUGUCCUGUUUUACACAGAAAGGCAUUCUGUAAAUAUAAGUUGCCUUAAUUUUCCUGUAAUGUUCAUUAUAUUGUUGUGGGAAGGUAUUUACUCCUAUUAUUAAAAAUAAAAAUGGGUAGAAUUUACUACCUGAA